UCCUGCUGCCAUGUUGGAUUGAAGGAUCGUUAUUGCUUUAGGAGUUCGGAAUGAAAGUUUAUAUUAUGCAGUCUGUCAAAAGUGAGCGAAUUAAAGAAUAAAUAACCCACAGGAGUACGCGAGUCGCGUCCGCACCCCCAGCGCAUUGAGGACCACACUGCGUCGGCUCUGCUUGCGUGCGGAAUUCCUUACGGGAUGAACGGAGCGCAGGCCAUGUUGAUCUGUGAUUGCACAUGAAAUAAUCUAAUACGAGACAAACGCUCAAGUUCAUCCGCCUCAUCCGUCGACAUGAGCGGCCACCCGCCCCAGAGGAGGGUGGCAAACGUGGGCUCUAUGCUUCUGACCCCGCAGGAGAACGAGUGUCUGUUCAACUACCUGGGCAGGAAAUGCAUCACAUUGUGCUCAGCGGUGGUCCAGGUGUACGGAGCGGACAGGGGCUCGUCCUGGAUCAAGAGGUGCUGUGGUGUGGCCUGUUUGGUGAAAGACAACCCUCAGAGGUCUUAUUUUAUCCGUGUCUUCGAUAUCAAGGACGGAAAAACAAGAUUUGAGCAGGAGCUUUAUAAUAAUUUCGCCAUCAGUAGUUCGAGAGCCUACUUCGUUACUUUCGCCGGAGAUUCUUGUCAGAUGGGCCUCAACUUUGCCAGUGAAGAGGAAGCCAAACGAUUUCGGAGCGCACUCAACGAACUGCUCAACAGACGACAGAGGAAAACUGGUAAAUGUGCUGCGCCCCCUAACUUGAAUUUGACCGUUUCAGGACCCUCAGGACCUUCGGGACCAACACUUCCAAUGGCGACGGUGGACAUCAAGAACCCCGAAAUCAACAACCAGCGUUAUCAAAACAACACUCAAAUGAACAACAUUAAUCUCCACAGCAACUUCAACAGAAAAGACAAAAGCAAAGGCAAGAACAAGAAGAAGAAAAUAUCCAAAGCUGAGAUCGGCACCCCGAGCAAUUUCCGGCAUGUAGGCCAUGUCGGCUGGGAUCCCAACACAGGCUUUGACUUGAAUAAUCUGGACCCGGAGCUCAAGAACCUGUUUGACAUGUGUGGCAUUUCCGAGGCCCAGCUCAAAGACAAAGAGACGUCUAAAGACAUCUACGAAUUCAUUGAGCAGAGAGGAGGAGUAGAGGCCGUCAAAAAUGAGUUACGAAGACAAGCACCUCCACCUCCACCAUCCAGAGGAGGGCCUCCUCCUCCACCUCCUCAUAACUCUGGUCCUCCUCCCCCACCUCCCUCCAGAGGCCGAGGAGCACCGCCUCCACCGCCUCCAUCCAGAGUGCCCACCUCCGCUCCUCCUCCACCUCCUCCCCCCUCCCGACCAGGUAUGGGCGCACCUCCACCUCCUCCCCCCAGCAGAGGUCCCGGGGCGGCUCCUCCUCCACCUCCUCCACCCCAGCCUGCCUCCCUGUCUCCUCUGGCUCCUCCACCUCCUCUUCCUUCUUCAGUGGGCGGAGCACCUCCUCCACCGCCGCCGCCGCCUCCAGGACCCCCUCCUCCCGCACCUCCUCCUCUACCGGACGGGGAUUUAGGAGAAGCACCGGGGGGUAAAUCUGCACUCCUGAACCAAAUUCGAGAAGGAGCACAGCUGAAGAAAGUGGACCAAAACAACAAGCCGCCCGUGUCCGGAGGCGGCCGUGACGCACUCUUAGACCAAAUACGACAGGGCAUUCAGCUUAAAAAUGUAACGGACGCUACGGACUCCACUCCCUCCACCCCUGCCCCUUCCGCUGGGAUCGUGGGGGCGCUGAUGGAGGUCAUGCAGAAGAGGAGCAAAGCGAUCCACUCUUCAGAUGAAGACGAUGACGAUGACGAUGUAGAAGACUUUGAGGAUGAAGAUGAGUGGGAUGACUGAUGACCAGGGCUGCCCAAAAGAAUAAGACACUACAUUGCUCUUGACAUUCGAAAUCUUAUAAAUUGUAAUGUAAAUGGACGA
Puntigrus tetrazona (Sumatra barb) is the source of this 1932-nucleotide messenger RNA. Its product is annotated as neural Wiskott-Aldrich syndrome protein-like. Gene Ontology annotation, molecular function: small GTPase binding; actin binding. The coding region runs from base 289 to 1851 and encodes 520 amino acids. Gene Ontology annotation, biological process: actin filament organization; regulation of Rho protein signal transduction. The record is from RefSeq and is a predicted model, not a curated record. The transcript is spliced from 11 exons. Lineage: Eukaryota; Metazoa; Chordata; Actinopteri; Cypriniformes; Cyprinidae.